Lotus japonicus is the source of this 1712-nucleotide messenger RNA. RefSeq names its product tubulin beta-1 chain. NCBI's taxonomy places the organism in Eukaryota, Viridiplantae, Streptophyta, Magnoliopsida, Fabales, Fabaceae. Gene Ontology annotation, cellular component: cytoplasm; microtubule. Gene Ontology annotation, molecular function: GTP binding; structural constituent of cytoskeleton; GTPase activity. The transcript has 3 exons. Gene Ontology annotation, biological process: mitotic cell cycle; microtubule cytoskeleton organization. Bases 119 to 1465 code for a protein of 448 amino acids. The record is from RefSeq and is a predicted model, not a curated record.
CUUGUUCCCUCUCACUUCACAGACCCGCUGACAUCAUUUUCUGCUUUUCUCUCUCUAGAACUCGCUCCGUCACUCACCUCUCUCUCUCUCUAAAACUCGUUCUCCGAACUCAGUCAAAAUGCGUGAGAUUCUUCACAUCCAGGGAGGACAAUGCGGGAACCAGAUCGGAGCAAAGUUCUGGGAGGUGGUGUGCGCGGAGCACGGGAUCGACUCCACCGGAAGGUACCAGGGGAACACUGACAUGCAACUCGAGCGAGUCAAUGUCUACUACAAUGAAGCGAGUUGCGGGAGGUUUGUACCUAGGGCGGUGCUCAUGGAUCUGGAGCCUGGCACCAUGGACAGUGUCAGAUCUGGUCCAUACGGCCAGAUUUUCCGGCCGGAUAACUUUGUUUUCGGACAGUCCGGCGCCGGAAACAACUGGGCUAAGGGUCACUACACCGAGGGGGCUGAGUUGAUUGACUCGGUCCUCGAUGUGGUCAGAAAGGAGGCUGAGAACUGUGAUUGCCUUCAAGGGUUUCAGGUUUGCCACUCUCUUGGUGGUGGAACUGGUUCCGGAAUGGGAACACUUUUGAUUUCCAAGAUCAGAGAAGAGUACCCUGAUCGAAUGAUGCUCACUUUCUCUGUGUUCCCAUCGCCUAAGGUAUCUGACACUGUUGUUGAGCCUUACAAUGCCACACUCUCUGUGCACCAGCUUGUUGAGAACGCUGAUGAAUGCAUGGUGUUGGAUAAUGAAGCUCUUUAUGAUAUCUGCUUCCGAACCCUUAAGCUCACUACUCCAAGCUUUGGAGAUUUGAACCAUCUCAUUUCAGCCACCAUGAGUGGUGUGACAUGCUGUCUUCGAUUCCCUGGUCAACUCAAUUCUGAUCUGCGGAAGCUGGCCGUGAAUCUCAUUCCCUUCCCUCGUCUGCAUUUCUUCAUGGUGGGAUUUGCCCCACUCACAUCACGUGGAUCACAGCAGUACAGGGCCCUCACUGUGCCUGAGUUGACCCAACAAAUGUGGGAUGCCAAGAACAUGAUGUGCGCAGCUGAUCCUCGACACGGUCGUUACUUGACAGCUUCUGCCAUGUUCCGUGGGAAGAUGAGCACCAAGGAGGUUGAUGAGCAGAUGAUCAAUGUCCAGAACAAGAAUUCCUCCUACUUUGUCGAGUGGAUCCCCAACAAUGUUAAGUCCACUGUCUGUGACAUCCCUCCAACUGGUCUCAAAAUGGCUUCCACCUUCAUUGGCAACUCCACAUCCAUUCAAGAGAUGUUCCGGAGGGUGAGUGAGCAGUUCACAGCUAUGUUCCGCAGGAAGGCUUUCUUGCAUUGGUACACCGGAGAGGGUAUGGAUGAGAUGGAGUUCACUGAGGCAGAGAGCAACAUGAACGACCUUGUCUCGGAGUACCAGCAGUACCAGGAUGCAACUGCAGAUGAUGAGGGGUAUGACUAUGAAGAUGAGGAUGAAGUUCAGGAGGAGGAUUCUUAGUUGUAAUGUUUUGAAUGGUGUUUUUGUCUGUGUGUGUGUUAUGAUGAGACUUUUGCCAUAUGUUGUCUUUUUCUCCCUCAACCUGAAUACCUUUUUCAGGGGGUUUCUGAUAUGUUAGUUUGUAGGGUGGGUCUUUAUUUUUCUGCAUGUUUCUGUUAUAAUUGUUAAGAUGAUGAUGCAGUUUUAAUUUCUGGAUUGACCUAGAUAUUAAAAUGAUGACUUGGAUAUAUUCAGCUCUUGGAUUGAA